This is a messenger RNA of Emys orbicularis (European pond turtle), 648 nucleotides long. Its product is annotated as snake venom vascular endothelial growth factor toxin ICPP-like. Gene Ontology annotation, molecular function: chemoattractant activity; growth factor activity; vascular endothelial growth factor receptor binding. The transcript is spliced from 7 exons. The record is from RefSeq and is a predicted model, not a curated record. Gene Ontology annotation, biological process: response to hypoxia; vascular endothelial growth factor signaling pathway; induction of positive chemotaxis. Bases 1 to 648 code for a protein of 215 amino acids. NCBI's taxonomy places the organism in Eukaryota, Metazoa, Chordata, Testudines, Emydidae. Gene Ontology annotation, cellular component: membrane.
AUGGGGCCGGGAAGCCGGUGGCUGCUGGGGGCCGCCCUGCUGUGCUGGGGAGCCCGCUGCCAGGUGGCGCCCCCGCUGGGCCGGACAGCAGCAGUGGUCCCCUUCGAGGAGGUGUGGAGCCGCAGUUACUGCCGCGCCCUGGAGACCCUGGUGGAUGUGCUGGGCGAGUUCCCCCACGAGGCUGAGCACGUGUUCAAGCCGUCCUGUGUCCCGCUGCGGCGCUGCGCUGGCUGCUGCGGCGACGAGGACCUGGAGUGUGUCGCCGUGGAGACCCGCCCCGUGGCCAUGCAGGUCGUCCGCCUCAGUCCGAUCCAGGGGAAGAGUCAGCAGGAGGAGAUGAGGUUCACUGAGCACAGCCGCUGCGCGUGCAGGCCUCGGAGGAAACGAUUGAAAAGCGAGAGAGACAGCAAGAGAGGAGCCCGGAGGAGACCUCGGGAGCCGGGUCCUGUGCCCCUCCCCACCCCCCUGUGCCAGCCCCCGUCCCAGAGGGAGCCGAGGCCAAGGCCCGGGGUGAAGGAACCGGUCCUGCCCCCAGGUGGGGGUCCAGGGUGCAGCCCCCAAAGCAGACUGGAGCUGGGACCAGCUCCAGCACCCAGUGAACGAACCCACGUGCAGCACCCAGGCUGGGGGGCUGGUGACCCCACAUGA